UUAUCCAAAAUGAAAGAUAGAAAUUGGGAUAGAGGGAGGAUAUGCUUUAUGCAAAUUCAAUCUCUACAUUGGAUACUCUGAAACCGAUUGACAUUUUUUGUACAACUAAUUAGUUGGUUUAGCUACAUUUUGAGGAGUUCACUUGGUUUUAUUCAGUUUAAGAUGGUGAAUUCGGGGUUGAAGUCAAGGAAGGUGAGCUUCAGAAUCCCAUACUAUACUCAGUGGGGGCAGAACGUUCUCAUCUGUGGUUCAGAUCGGUUGCUUGGUUCAUGGAAUGUGAAAAAGGGUCUAUUAUUGAAGCCUUCUCACCAAGGGGAAGAGCUUAUAUGGUCUGGAAGCAUUCCAGUUCCUCCUGGAUAUCAAAGUGAGUACAGUUACUAUGUGGUGGAUGAUAGAAGAAAUAUCCUGCGAUGGGAGGUUGGAAAGAAAAGGAAACUGUUGCUUCCUGAUGGAUUUCAGGAUGGGCAAUCACUAGAACUUCAUGAUCUCUGGCAGGACUUCAAUGUGGGGCAUAAAACCUGUAUACGAGGGGUUUUUGGUUCAUUUGGAGGAGCUGCAACAGGUUAUGCUGUGGAGGAAUUGGGAGAGUUAAGGUAGUAAAAGCCUUGUGAAAUCUGCCUGACACCAAUUGUUUGUCUUGUACUGCUGUCCUGCAUUACACAAGAACUAUCAAGUAAUAUUAUGGCACAAUUGAAGGGACGAGUAAAUGACUAACGAAUGUGCCUUGCCUUAACACAACCCUUUAGAACCCCAAGUCUGAUAAGAAGGUUCUCAUUAUCAUUGAUGACAAAAUGGUCAUUUGCUUAAAUGCCAAACAGUCUUCUCACAAAAUCUUUCGGAUAGAUUGGCAAAUUGUUUGUCUCUUUAUAUAAGUAGAGGUAAUUUGUAUAAACUCGCUUUAGUCACAAAAAUGGGUGUAAGAAGA
Molecule: messenger RNA, 925 nt
Organism: Solanum pennellii
Lineage: Eukaryota; Viridiplantae; Streptophyta; Magnoliopsida; Solanales; Solanaceae
Product: 4-alpha-glucanotransferase DPE2-like
Exons: 2
Coding region: 163-597 (144 amino acids)
Molecular function (GO): starch binding
Source: RefSeq, a predicted model, not a curated record